AUGCGAGAUCCCGACUUUGGUGUGACCGGCGUUAACGAGCAAGAUGUUAUACAUGCUAAUAAGAACGACUUGGCCAAAAUUUUCCGCAUCACGACAAGUCAGAUUCAAGGCUCAUCCAUGACAGAUGAAAGUACCAUGACAAGGCAGUAUACAUUGUUGAUGGCAGAUAGCCAGGAGGAAAGAAAGAAAUGGGUAAUUGCCUUGAAUGAGCUCAAAACUCUGCUCAAAAGGUCUCGAUUAGCCGACAGGAGUGCCUUCACCGUAAAGGAAGUGUUCGACGUGGCCAGUUUACCAUCAAUACGAGUAGCACAAUGUGCAGUGGUUAUUGAUCGGACAAAAGUGGUGAUCGGCUUUGCCGACGUCGGCAUGUACUGCGUGGAAUUGGAUCGUGAGACGCUUGUGGCUGUUGGCGGCGAGAAAGAGAACAAAGGCCGAUUUGUCGAAAAAGUGGAAUUCAACGCUUCGGAGCAGCUGCUUUUGGUCAUGGUUGGCCCUCCAAAGGAACGCCAUGUCCGGCUAGUCCCGUCGGCUGCACUAGAUGGGCGUGACCUGAAAUGGAUCAAGGUUGCUGACACGAAGGGCUGUCAUUUGAUGGCGAUGGGCGCUGGUUCGAUGGCUGGCACGGCUUCUGCUGGUCCAGCUGGAAACGUUCACUAUAUCGCAGUUGCAAUAAAGAAGAGCGUGAUCGUGUAUCAGAUCGACAGAAGUGAAAAGAGACACAAGAAGUGGAAGGAGUUGGCUAUGCCGGGUUUCCCGCAGUCACUGGCAAUCGAAGGUGGUCGACUAGUCGUUGGUUUUACCCAUUCGUUCCGUGCGUGGGCCUUGGGAGAUCAGAGCAACACGAAACAUAUUUGUAUGUUUGCUUAUUUAUUUAUUUACUUCCCAUCCUGUUCAGGAAACCGUUUGCAAAUGAUAUGGGAAUAA
Cooperia oncophora is the source of this 924-nucleotide messenger RNA. Lineage: Eukaryota; Metazoa; Nematoda; Chromadorea; Rhabditida; Trichostrongylidae. The record is from the annotation of a GenBank genome assembly.